AUGGUGUGGUUGCCAGUGGAAAACCAAUGGCGUAAACUUCGCAGAAUAUGUAAAGAACAAAUGUUUUCAACUCCAAGGCUUGAUGCAAGUUGGGACCUUCGCCGGGAAAAGUUGCUGACACUGAGUGAUUAUGUGAAUCAGUGUAGUGUUAAUGGGCAGACUGUUAAAAUUGGUGAAGCUGCUUUAAUUACAUCGCUUAAUUUGAUGUCGGCAACUCUUUUUUCAGUUGAAUUUGCUGAUUUUAACUCUGAUUCUUCUCAAGAGUUUAAGGAAGUUAUAUGGGGUGUGAUGGAAUGUAUUGGAACUCCUAAUAUUGCAGACUAUUUUCCAGUUCUCAAAAAAUUUGAUCCACAAGGAAUUUUGCGCCGGAACACGUUUUAUUUUGAAAAGUUGUUUGCAAUAUUCGAUGGCAUAAUAGAUGAACGGUUGAAAUCAAGAGGUACAUCAGUGAAAAAUGAUUUACUGGACGCUCUCCUUGAUCUCAACCAAAAACCUGACCCUGAAUUAAGCCGAGAUGAUAAAAAGCAUCUUCUUCUGGAUCUAUUUGUUGGUGGGGCAGACACAACUUCAAGGGACAUAAUGACACGUGUCACCCUGGAACCGGCUUUCUUUGUCUAA
Molecule: messenger RNA, 618 nt
Organism: Fraxinus pennsylvanica
Lineage: Eukaryota; Viridiplantae; Streptophyta; Magnoliopsida; Lamiales; Oleaceae
Source: the annotation of a GenBank genome assembly